CUCGGACCAAAAAAUAAUGCAAAAAAUUGAACGCUUCUUUCUCUCUCUGUCUCUUUCUCUCUUUCUCUCUCAUUGGAUUCUGUAACAAACCAACGCAGUGAAGAGACACGCAACACCGAAGAACCAGAAACAACACCAGAGAAAUAAACACUUGCUUGCACGUUCUCUUCCCAGCGAUCCCUUCUCCUUUUCCUUCUUCUUCCUCUUAUGCUCAAUCCUGCACCCUUCACUUUCUUAUUAUUCACUUUUUUUCUUUUUCUUUUUCUUUUUUCCUUUCUGGUUAAGAACCACCCUUUGUUUCUCUCAAAACAUCAAGGAUUGUUGUCCUGAAUCUUAUUCUGCUCAUCUGCAUAUCUCAUCUCCCUUAGGAUGGCCAAUGAAAGUGGUGAAUUACCAGUGACCCCAGAAGUUACUGAGUCACCUGGGGUUGAAAUAAGAGGACAUUCAGAUGGCAAGGCUAGUUCUGGAACUAGUGUUGAAAAAGUUGUUCCCAAUUAUCUCAGAGCUUCCACUGGUUCUUGUCAUGAUUUUUGUAAAUACGGGAGGAAACAUGCAUUUGAUUCGAAAGAAAGAUGUUCUAUACCUAAUAGAGCUACAAGAAAACAGCUUCACCACAGUUCAGAAGGUAGUGUUGGUGGGACAAUGAUGUCAUUUGCUAGGCUCAGUGCAUCUGUGGAUUCUACUAAGCCGACAAAGAUGUCAACGGUCAAACUCAAACAAUCAGUUGAUUCCAAGACCUGGAUUUCUGAUACCUCUGAAACUUACAAGCGGGAACUGCCAACAAAAUCAUUUGACAGCCAAAAAGAAACAGGGAAUGAAGUUCUGGUGAAUAGGAACAAAUCAUCAUUGGCCAAGGUCAAACCAUCACUCCUUCCAAAGUCCCAUACAUCUCCAUCAGCGAGACAAGAAAUUUCAUCAAUUAAGGAGGUCCGAUCCCCAUCAAAUUCAACUUCCAUAAAGGUGGGAACUCCAUCAAAAUCAACUUCCAGGAAGGUGGAAGCUCCACCAAAAUCAACCGCCAAUAAAAUGGAAGCUCCAUUAAAAUCAACUUCCAAUAAAGUGGGAAAUCCAUCAAAAUCAACCUCCAAGGUCAAAGCUUCAUCAAAACGAACUACCAAUAUGGUGAAAACCUCAUCACAGUUAUCUUCUCUCAAAGGUAAAGAAAUGAAGUUGUCUGAAAAACAUGUAAAUUCUUUAAAUUCAAGCAGUGUCAGAAGGAAGCAAAUAUCUUCUAUGAAUUCCUCGGAAGGUGUUGGUGGCCAAAGAUAUAGUAAGAUCAAGACAGAAAAGGAGGUGACCUCCUCCAAUUCCAAAGCAGCUUCAAAAAAACUGAUGGCACCUUCAAAGGCUUUAUUAACCCCCAGACCUUCCCUUAUUAGAGUUGCAAGUAUAAAUUCAAGAAAGCAUAAGAGCCUGAAAAUUGCUUCUCAUCUUAAGAAUCAGCGGAGUGCCCGAAAGGUUGAACAUGAGGAACACAACAACAACGAGGUAGAGGAAAAGACUUUGUACGUCAUCAAGAUGGGAAGUGAAAACAAAACUUCGCUAUCUGAUCAAAAUGCAAGCUAUGAUGAUGAAUCAUACCUUCCUCAGUUGUCAUCACCAAAGUCUUCAGUAUCCUCAAUUUCUAAAUCCUUAUCCCAAGAAGACCAAGAGGAAUCUGAAUAUACAACUAGUGAAUUUGAGCAGGAUUCUUUUUCAGGAAACCAUGAAACUGAAUGCAUUGAAAAUGAGGAGACAUUGGCUGCUGAGAAGAAAGGCAAGCCCAAAAAGGGUGGGGUUGUAUAUUCCAAAGACAAUGACAACCAAAUGAUAAAAUUAAAGUUCAGAAGGGGAAAAGUGGUUGAAAAUCAAACUGAGAUAAGUAGUCCAAGGAGGCUUAAAUUUCGGAGAGCAAGAGUGCCGAGGGAGAAAGCCAAUGUUAACAGCAAUGUCCGUAAAAGCUUUGAAAGAAAUGUAGCCUGUGAUAACAGCAAUGAUGCUACAACUGGUCCAGAGAAGGUUGUUUUGAGGCAUCAAGACAUGCAGGAAAAAAAAGAUGCACAGGGAUUAUUAAAUAAUGUAAUUGAGGAAACAGCAAGUAAACUGGUUGAAGCUCGCAAGAGCAAGGUUAAAGCAUUGGUUGGUGCCUUUGAAACCGUGAUCUCUCUUCAUGAGAAAAAACCUUCUGCAGACACAGUCAGUUGAUGGAAUCUGGAUAGACAUUUUCUAGCUUUUUCAUUUGUUUUGUAAAGAAAUGGUAGGAAAAUAAAACUGAGCUUUGGUAGUAGUUGUGAAGCCAACAAGCUGAAGGUACAGCAGAAAGUAGGAUAGAUUUGCCUUGAGUUUGUCUUUAGAAGCUCUGCAUCAUGCAUGUAGAGUUGAAAGGAGGGUUUUGUGUUGCGAACUUACCUUAACUUGCACCAUAUACUUUUUGUUUCAUUCUGCUUUGGAUAUUGUCAAUGAUUUGUAGCUUCUGAUUUUUAAUAAAAUAUCAAACAGUGAUGCCAGUGACUUUGUACUUUUA
This is a messenger RNA of Glycine soja, 2503 nucleotides long. RefSeq lists its product as uncharacterized. The transcript is spliced from 2 exons. NCBI's taxonomy places the organism in Eukaryota, Viridiplantae, Streptophyta, Magnoliopsida, Fabales, Fabaceae. Bases 370 to 2184 code for a protein of 604 amino acids. The record is from RefSeq and is a predicted model, not a curated record. Gene Ontology annotation, molecular function: calmodulin binding.